Messenger RNA from Echinococcus granulosus, 789 nucleotides. RefSeq lists its product as hypothetical. The transcript has 2 exons. The coding region runs from base 1 to 789 and encodes 262 amino acids. NCBI's taxonomy places the organism in Eukaryota, Metazoa, Platyhelminthes, Cestoda, Cyclophyllidea, Taeniidae. The record is from RefSeq and is a predicted model, not a curated record.
AUGUAUGAGUAUCGUCCAGGAAUGGCGGUGGUUAGCUCCCCCUACGGAUACGACGAUCCCCAGCUUGUUCGUCAGCGAAAUGAUAAACCAGCUGGUGAGGAGAAAGAGGGCAUCUGCCCAAUGCCGCGAUGUCGGCCAGCAAAGUCGUCUGCAUGGAAGUUUUGGGCGGUGGCACUGAGUCUAAUCAUCAUCCUCUGCUUCAUCGGAAUCGCUCUGUGGGUAGCAUGGGCGCGUUCCAACUCGGGCUUUGCAGAGGCCGACGAAGGGCCACAGGGACCUGAGCUACCGCCAGCCAUCUGCUACAAAUGCAAUAACUACGCUCACAUCAUGGACGGCCGCGAGCUUAGCUCCAACAUCGACGUGGAGCAUAGCGAGGGCGGUGCGGCCAAGGUCGAGGGAGCCCUAGGAGUCGCAGUAGACGUGGAUAACCCGCAGCAGGAGCUCUGUCAGGAGUUCGUCAACAGAACCGCGCUGGCCGAGACACAAUCCCCUGCGGACGAUGACUGCGGAGACAGUCUGUACAACGGGUGCUUCAAGAUGAUCACCAAGAGCUAUCGACUCACUUCCAAUGUUGGACGCGAACAGCUGAGUGUCACCAUUGUCACGCGGAACUGCGUCGAAAUACCACGCAGCAUCCCAUUAGGCUGUUACAAGACCUUUGGUGGGGCAGGAAUGGAAAGGGAGACGUGCUAUUGCAAGGGAAAUUAUUGUAAUGUGGGAACUACCAUUGGCGCAUCGACCCUGCUAGGAAUGAUACUUCUCCUUCACUUUCCCAAUACCUUUGUCUGA